AUGAAGGACUCACAGGUUUCCCGCCUGCUCUUUGGCGUCGUGGCAUUCGUCAUCGCUGCGACGGCCGUCAAUAUUCCUCAACCUGUCGGACCAGCCCAUCAGGAAAUCCAGGGACCGAUAGUAUGGGCAGCUUGUCCCGGGGACAUUCGACCUUUCAAAGGCAAUAACGCCACAUCGGCUCUCCAAUGUACAAACUUCUCGGUUCCAUUGAACUACAAUGACCUUGGGGGUCCUCAAGUUCAGUUGGGAAUAGUCAAACUUCCGGCACAGGGGAAGCGCAUCGGGAAUCUCUUUGUGAAUCCCGGCGGGCCUGGAGGGGCAGCGUCGAGCAUGGUCGCUCGAAUGGCUUCGAAAGGGAUUUAUAUCAGCGACGCGGUACGCCAGUCAUUCGACAUCAUUGGAAUGGACCCCAGAGGCGUUGGCUUGAGUACACCGCAGAAGUGUGAUACGAAUCUGGCUAAUCAGCCAAGCGAGUUUGAUGCGACUACGCCGGAGGGCUUCCAGAAGCUGUUCAAUUACAACAAAGCUGUGGGUGAGUCUUGCCGGGCAAUGACCGGUCCACUGUUCGACAACAUGGACACGACGUUCGUCGCCAAGGACAUGGAGGCUGUCCGUGUGGCUACUGGCGGAGAACCCAUGAACUAUUUCGGAGUGUCAUAUGGAACACAGCUUGGGGCUCAGUAUGCAGCACUGUUCCCCAAGGCAAUUCGUGCCAUGGCGCUUGAUGGGAUGUUGCAGCACACUGGAUCUUUCGCAUCGAACAUCAUGACACAAGCCACGUCCUUGGACGCCACCAUCCAGGCAUUCUUCCGGUUCUGCGAAGCUAACGCGACUAAUUGCGGAGAGGGAGGACAGGACAUCCGACAGACAUGGAACAGGAUCCUCGAAGUCGCGGGCGCGGGGAACCUCAAGGCGGCCGAGUGCGACGGGACCAUCAAAACCGGCUGCUUGCCUGUUGCCACACCAAACAACGUGAUAGGCUCUGCACGGUCGACUCUGGAGUUCCCUCAAGACCGGAGAGCAUUUGCCGAAAUGCUUAAGCUCGGGGCCACCGGGAAUGGCUCCUUCUUCACUCCAGGCCUACUUUCCGGUGACAUUUUUACCGACUCUCGCUCUUUAUCCAUUACAAACGUGCAGUGCCAGGACGGACAUUUCUUCGCUGCCAAGGAUCAUGUCGAAGUACAGCGAGUGGCUGAUAUGACCCGGACUUUCACGACUACACCAGGCAUGGGAGAGUUUUGGCAUCGGGUGAUUGACUGCACCGGGUACCCGGUCAAGAUCACGAAUCCUCGGACGGCGUUGAAUAUUAAGGACACGCCGCCCAUCUUGCUCGUACAUUCGAGAUUUGAUCCGGCGACGAGCCUGGUGUAUGCGGCUGGUAUGAUGGAGGAGUUUCAAAACGCUACUUUACUUCUCAGAGAAGGAUAUGGGCAUACAAGCUAUCUGCUGAAGGGUGAUGCCUCACGCGUUGUAGACGACUAUUUGAUCAAUCUCAAGAUGCCGGCGCCUGGUACGGUGGUUUCGAGUUAG
Molecule: messenger RNA, 1530 nt
Organism: Colletotrichum abscissum
Lineage: Eukaryota; Fungi; Ascomycota; Sordariomycetes; Glomerellales; Glomerellaceae
Exons: 2
Coding region: 1-1530 (509 amino acids)
Source: RefSeq, a predicted model, not a curated record